AUGCUUUCCUCCAUCAAGCCUGCCAUUGCGCAGCUGCAAUUGCUCCGUCCCCUCCUACGCGCCGCUGAUCCGGUGCUGUAUCGGCAUUUGCCCAAGAAUCAGCCGUCCUUUGCCCUCGCUGGGACCAUUACCAUGUUUGCCCACGUCAUACAGGAUUACAACGACAUCACGAGACUAUUUGACUUCUUCCUGGCACGCCAUGCCGUCAUGCCCGUCUACAUGUUUGCAGCGAUCGUGCUCUCCAAGCGGGAGGAAUUGCUCGAGAUUGAGCAAGAGGACGAGGACAUCUUGUUCGUCACGCUCGGCAGAAUACCCCAGCCCUUUGAUGUCGAGUUCCACAUUGCCCGCACCGUCGAGCUCUAUGAGCGACUACCACCAGCCUCUCUCCACAGCUGGGAGUGGUGGAGUAUCUCUUCUGCAAGCGUGCUCAAGGCCUCUGCCACAAAUCUCAGCAUGCGCCAACUAUCUCUCCAAGAUGGCGAAGAGCUGUUCGCACAACAGGAGCGCCAUCUCCAGCGACAGUUGGCCCUGGAAAAGGCAGGGAAGCAGCUCAGACAUUUCAGGAUUCAACUAUGGUACUAUCGCCGCUACGGAGCCGUCGGCUUGGCCAUUUUGGUCGGCGCUUGUGCUGUCUGGCUCGGCAGGAACGGAGGCGGUGCACGAUAUCCAAUGCUCCACUCCUUUGGCGGCCUUUUGUCGAGGUUCCUCGGCGGUCCAUGA
Plenodomus lingam JN3 is the source of this 720-nucleotide messenger RNA. RefSeq lists its product as uncharacterized. Gene Ontology annotation, molecular function: GTPase activator activity. Gene Ontology annotation, biological process: endoplasmic reticulum to Golgi vesicle-mediated transport; positive regulation of GTPase activity. The record is from RefSeq and is a predicted model, not a curated record. Lineage: Eukaryota; Fungi; Ascomycota; Dothideomycetes; Pleosporales; Leptosphaeriaceae. Gene Ontology annotation, cellular component: endoplasmic reticulum membrane.